AUUUUAGGCUAUUUACCUGGGUCAGUUUGUUUAAUUAUUACUGUUGUUAUUAUUUCUGUUCCUGUCGCAGUUGUCAUGUCUAAUAGUAGGAUCCGUCAUCCCACAUACUGUUUAAACCAAAUCUUGCUUGCUACUCUAGAAAAUAGGCUCAGAUUUCUUCUUAAAGUCCAAACCAUUCCUUUGAAGACUAACAGAUGUUUGCCCUCCUCUUCAGUCCGUGAAAGGUGACAGUUAAAUGAACUCUUACUGGUUUCUUUCCUCUUUGCUUUUCAACACCACAGUCAGUGGAAGUAGAUUUGCAUCCCUUUCUGCCAUCCCUUUGGGUUUUUGACUGAAGCACACGCCCAUCCCCUUCCUGCCUCCCUGGAACUGGUUCAAGAUUUGGAGAGAAGGGUUUGUUUGGGGGCGUUUCCCUGGUCUUAUCUCCGUCUGAGCAUAUGUGAGGGUUGCAUUUAUUUUGACCCUUGCACUUUAAAUUUGAAACCGAAGCAAGAGUUUAAAGUACGACAGGAGAAGAGAGUCUGCUGAACUUUAAACAUGAGGGACCCAGGGAGGAAGAGCCUGGCCCAACUAGAGAAUCUGUGCAAACAGCUUUAUGAGACAACAGACACAACCACUCGACUCCAGGCAGAGAAAGCCUUGGUCGAAUUCACCAACAGCCCUGAUUGCCUGAGCAAGUGCCAGCUGCUCCUCGAGAGAGGAAGUUCCUCUUACUCCCAGUUACUGGCAGCUACAUGCCUUACAAAGCUUGUAUCACGCACAAACAACCCUCUACCAUUGGAGCAACGCAUAGAUAUUCGGAACUAUGUGCUCAACUACCUUGCCACUCGGCCAAAGUUGGCUACUUUUGUGACACAAGCACUUAUUCAGUUAUAUGCCAGAAUCACAAAACUGGGCUGGUUUGACUGUCAGAAGGACGACUAUGUCUUCAGAAAUGCAAUCACAGACGUCACAAGGUUCUUACAGGAUAGUGUGGAAUACUGCGUCAUUGGCGUCACUAUUUUAUCUCAGCUAACCAAUGAAAUUAAUCAAGUAAGUGCUACAGCCUUCCUCAUUGAAGCCGACACCACGCAUCCUUUAACCAAGCACAGAAAAAUAGCUUCUUCCUUCCGAGACUCAUCAUUAUUUGAUAUCUUCACACUUUCCUGCAAUUUACUAAAACAGGCUUCAGGAAAGAAUCUAAACUUGAAUGAUGAAAGUCAGCAUGGCUUGCUCAUGCAACUGCUCAAACUCACUCAUAACUGCCUAAACUUUGAUUUCAUCGGCACUUCUACUGAUGAGUCCUCAGAUGACCUGUGCACAGUACAGAUUCCCACCAGCUGGAGAUCAGCGUUCUUAGAUUCUUCAACUCUGCAGCUGUUUUUUGACCUGUAUCAUUCCAUCCCUCCUUCAUUUUCGCCUCUGGUAUUAUCCUGUUUAGUACAGAUUGCCUCAGUAAGAAGAUCCCUGUUUAACAAUGCAGAGAGGGCCAAGUUUCUCUCACAUCUUGUUGAUGGUGUUAAACGAAUACUGGAAAACCCACAGAGUUUAUCAGACCCAAACAAUUACCAUGAGUUUUGCAGACUACUGGCCCGAUUGAAGAGUAACUAUCAACUGGGAGAAUUAGUAAAGGUGGAAAACUACCCUGAGGUCAUCCGAUUGAUAGCUAACUUCACAGUGACCAGCCUACAGCACUGGGAAUUUGCCCCAAAUAGUGUGCACUAUCUCCUGAGCCUAUGGCAGCGGCUGGCAGCCUCUGUGCCAUACGUGAAAGCCACAGAGCCCCACAUGCUGGAAACUUACACUCCUGAGGUCACCAAAGCCUAUAUCACAUCCCGUUUGGAAUCUGUGCACAUCAUCCUGAGGGAUGGCCUGGAAGACCCUCUGGAGGAUACCGGCCUGGUGCAGCAGCAGCUGGACCAGCUGUCUACCAUCGGGCGUUGUGAGUAUGAGAAGACAUGCGCACUCCUCGUGCAGUUGUUUGACCAGUCUGCCCAGUCCUAUCAGGAGCUGCUGCAGAGUGCCAGCGCCAGCCCGAUGGAUAUCGCGGUGCAGGAAGGAAGGCUGACAUGGCUGGUUUACAUCAUCGGCGCAGUGAUCGGUGGCCGGGUUUCUUUUGCCAGCACUGAUGAGCAAGAUGCUAUGGAUGGCGAGCUCGUCUGUCGGGUGCUCCAGCUGAUGAACCUAACAGAUUCUCGCCUGGCUCAAGCGGGUAAUGAGAAGCUAGAAUUGGCCAUGCUGAGCUUUUUUGAACAGUUUCGUAAGAUCUACAUUGGGGACCAGGUGCAAAAAUCCUCUAAGCUGUACCGCCGACUCUCAGAAGUUCUGGGCUUGAAUGAUGAGACUAUGGUCCUAAGUGUCUUCAUAGGAAAAAUCAUCACCAACCUGAAGUACUGGGGCCGCUGUGAACCGAUCACCUCCAAGACACUACAGCUUCUCAAUGACCUCUCCAUUGGAUACAGUAGUGUAAGGAAACUAGUGAAGCUUAGUGCGGUACAGUUCAUGCUGAACAAUCACACGAGCGAGCACUUUUCAUUUCUGGGUAUUAACAAUCAGUCCAAUCUGACAGACAUGCGGUGUCGGACUACCUUCUACACAGCACUUGGGCGUCUCCUCAUGGUGGAUUUAGGAGAGGAUGAAGAUCAGUACGAGCAGUUCAUGCUGCCACUCACAGCAGCGUUUGAGGCUGUGGCCCAGAUGUUUAGCACUAACAGUUUCAACGAGCAAGAGGCAAAGCGAACUCUGGUUGGUCUCGUAAGAGACCUGAGAGGGAUAGCUUUCGCCUUCAAUGCCAAGACCAGCUUCAUGAUGCUGUUUGAGUGGAUAUAUCCAUCCUACAUGCCAAUUCUCCAGCGGGCAAUUGAGCUCUGGUACCAUGAUCCAGCUUGUACCACUCCUGUGCUCAAGCUGAUGGCUGAGUUAGUUCAUAACAGAUCCCAGCGACUCCAAUUUGAUGUCUCUUCCCCCAAUGGCAUCUUACUCUUCAGAGAAACCAGCAAGAUGAUAACAAUGUAUGGCAAUCGCAUCCUGACACUAGGAGAGGUCCCAAAGGAUCAGGUCUAUGCACUGAAGCUCAAGGGCAUCUCCAUCUGCUUCUCCAUGCUGAAGGCAGCCCUCAGUGGGAGCUACGUCAAUUUUGGAGUCUUCCGUCUCUAUGGAGAUGAUGCCCUGGACAAUGCUCUACAGACCUUUAUCAAGCUGCUCCUCUCUAUUCCCCACAGUGACCUCCUGGACUAUCCCAAGCUCAGCCAGUCUUACUAUUCACUACUGGAAGUCCUGACCCAGGACCACAUGAACUUUAUUGCAAGCCUGGAACCUCAUGUCAUCAUGUAUAUUCUCUCUUCCAUUUCUGAAGGACUUACUGCACUUGACACCAUGGUAUGCACAGGCUGCUGCUCUUGCCUGGACCACAUCGUGACAUACCUCUUUAAGCAGCUGUCACGGAGCACCAAGAAGAGGACGACACCCCUGAACCAGGAGAGUGACCGCUUUCUGCAUAUCAUGCAGCAGCAUCCAGAGAUGAUCCAGCAGAUGCUGUCAACGGUGCUGAAUAUCAUCAUCUUUGAAGACUGUAGGAACCAGUGGUCAAUGUCCCGGCCCCUACUUGGCUUGAUACUACUUAACGAAAAGUAUUUUUCUGACCUAAGGAACAGUAUCGUGAACAGCCAGCCACCAGAGAAGCAGCAGGCUAUGCAUCUGUGUUUCGAAAACCUGAUGGAAGGCAUCGAGCGAAAUCUUCUUACGAAAAACAGAGACAGGUUCACCCAGAACCUGUCGGCAUUUCGUCGAGAAGUCAACGACUCGAUGAAGAAUUCCACUUAUGGCGUGAAUAGCAAUGAUAUGAUGAGCUGACACCUCCUUGGACUCUACCUGUACAGAGCAGCGCCCUUUGGUCUGGCCCAGAGGGGCAAACAAUUACAAGGGAGAGGGCCUGGCUGACCCUGGCUCCCUCCUCCAGGGGUAUGGGGAAAAUGGCAGAGUCACCUGGCUACUUCCCCAGGGAAUAGGGGUGUGAGUGCACUCACUAGGGGGCAGGGCGCUGCUGGUUCCUGGGGGUUGGGUGGGAAGGGUGGUGGGAGGAGAUAGAGACACAAAUGUGUGAGACUCCAGCCCCUCCUCCUGGGGCCACCCCAGGGGGCGGGGGGGGGAAUCCCCAGUGUCCUGCCACAACCUGCCUUGUAUAAACAUGUACAUUUUUUCAUAACAUUUUGAACAAGGUUUAUAUUGACUCAAGUUUAAAAACAAAAAGUGUGACUGAAAAAUUUUUACAGAGUCUAGUGCACCAAUGCUGAUGUGAGGGGUUGUGUAUGCGAGUGAGGAAAAAAUGUGUAUUCUGGUGGCCUGAAGCUUUACUGGACGAGGAUGUGUGAACGUGCAGAGAUAUAUUUAGUGACACAGUGUAGAGAGGCAAAAAAAAAAAAAGUAAAAAUUCCAAAUGUAUAUUUUUUCUUAUUGCCCUUUCCUUGCCCCCAAAAUUAUCACUUCCUGUUACUGUAUUACCCUUGUUAUUAGGAACUCUAAGCCAUGUGGAGCACCAUCCUUCCCCUUCAACCAUAGAUGCUGCCCUAGGUCCCUCGGCCUCUUGCAGUAACAGACAACUCCAGCUAAAAGUGUUUGGUGUUCUAGCUUCAUCCUUUUUCCCACUUUGCUUAUCCUCAUCCUCAGACAGAUGCCUCUUGCUUUUACAAGUCAGAUGUAAUUCUAUGAUUUAGGGUUCUCGGUCUCUGUAAAGGUAGAGACCAGAGAGAAGGAAUUGAGCCAGCUGCUCUCCUGGUGAGCGAUUUGGAUGAGUCCACCAGAGGCCCAGUUGCGUGGCCCGUAACUUUGAGUCUUCCCCAGCCCUUGAGGCAGUGUGUGUGGAUGUGUGCGCAUGGAUAUUUAUAUAUGUACCCUGCACUCGUGAAUGUAUGAACUGGAGGAAGUUACUACAGUGGAGGGGUUCUUAAUAACAAGGUCUGCCUAGCAUGAAGUAUUUAACAAUCUCCCACCCCUUUAAAAAUAUACAUUUUUAUAAAAUGAAAACCAUAAUAAAUGUUUUGAAUAUUAAAAAAAAAUUAACCUACAGAAGAAAAUUAAUGGAGAAAGCUAUUUGCCUUGUACUUUUUCCACAAUUGCUGCCGCUAGUUGUACGCAUCUCUAGUUCAGCUCUUGCCCAUGGGACACUCAUCAUCAAUUAGGUUUUAUCUUUAUUUCUCUCCUCUGCCCCUAAAAACAAGCCUGUUAAUUUUUUUUUUCCUUCUCCUCUGGCGACUGUGUGGUGAAUCCUUUCUUGCGUGAUCAGGUUGCGGAUAGACUUGUAAGGGUGUUUGCUGCAUACAGUGUAAGCAUUGUGACCGCCAAUAAACUUCAAUGGUUUCUA
This is a messenger RNA of Mirounga angustirostris (Northern elephant seal), 5338 nucleotides long. RefSeq names its product exportin 7 (gene XPO7). Gene Ontology annotation, cellular component: cytoplasm; nuclear pore. Gene Ontology annotation, biological process: protein export from nucleus. The record is from RefSeq and is a predicted model, not a curated record. The transcript has 28 exons. Bases 538 to 3831 code for a protein of 1097 amino acids. Gene Ontology annotation, molecular function: small GTPase binding; nuclear export signal receptor activity. Lineage: Eukaryota; Metazoa; Chordata; Mammalia; Carnivora; Phocidae.